Molecule: messenger RNA, 555 nt
Organism: Entamoeba nuttalli P19
Lineage: Eukaryota; Evosea; Mastigamoebida; Endamoebidae
Product: zinc knuckle domain containing protein
Exons: 1
Coding region: 1-555 (184 amino acids)
Molecular function (GO): nucleic acid binding; zinc ion binding
Source: RefSeq, a predicted model, not a curated record
AUGAACAGUAUUGGUUCUUCAAUAGAAGUAGAAACUCUAGAGGUUUGCCCACAAUUUAAAUCUGUAGAAUUGAUAAAUCAGUUAGAGGGUAAUGGUUUUAUUCAUAUAGAAACCAAAGAAAAAGAGUCACCAAACCAUUUCAUUGAAGAUAAUAACUACGAUAAGACAAAGUCACAAAGUAAAGAAGCAGAUAUAAUAAAAAGAGAAGAGUGGUUGUACUACAGAGGUAUCUACCAAAAAAGAUUGAAAGAUAGAGAGUUAUUUAAAAGACGAUGUAAACGAUGUGGUGAAUUUGGGCAUUUACCAAAAGAAUGUAAGAAUGAACCAAAAUUUAAAGAAGAUAUUAUAAAAGAAAUUGAAACAACACGAGGAAAACAAACAUUUAGAAUUAAUUGUCACAGUAAGAAAACAAUAAACCAACAAAAAUAUGAACACCAUAGAAAAUUACCAAUUCAAAAAUUUCAAAAAUUAAAAGUACCAAUAAAUUGUAGAUAUUAUUGCGAUUAUUGUAGAGAAUAUGGUCAUAAAACAUUUGACUGUCCACAUAAAUAUUAA